Molecule: messenger RNA, 327 nt
Organism: Alternaria atra
Lineage: Eukaryota; Fungi; Ascomycota; Dothideomycetes; Pleosporales; Pleosporaceae
Exons: 2
Coding region: 1-327 (108 amino acids)
Source: RefSeq, a predicted model, not a curated record
AUGCGUUUCACCAUCGCUACCUUGCUCGCCGUGGCCGCCGUCUCCAUGGCCCAAGUAACACCCAACAACGCCGGCGCUAAGAACGUCGGUGCCGGCAACGGUGCGCAAUUCAUCACCGGCGGUUGUGUUUCAGAUGCGGACUGCAGCUCCGCUUGCUGUAGUCAAGUCGCAGCGACUGGCAACGGUGUAUGCUCUGCCGAAGCAGCUAGCCAGCAGAAUGGAAAGACUGGUUGUGGAUUCACCGAUCCAAACGCUAAUGCUGUGAUCGCGGCGGCGCAGGAGCAGGUUGCGAAGCAGGGAUUCAAGAGGGUCGUUCGUAGCGAGUAG